AAAGCACCUUGACCGCGAGCUUUAUUCGCCAUGUGUGCAGCAUGGGUCAGUGGAGCUACUUCGCUACCACCCAAACUGCAACAGCAGUAGAGAGUGUGCUUGGACCUGUGGCAUUGACCCAACCUGAUGAGGAGGAGCUGGUUGUUGCACGCGGGACGUCUCUUGACAUUUUCCGUUGUGAAGAGCAUCGCUUGGUGCACAUUUGCAGUGGCUGCACCAAUGAGACUGUAUGCUGCUUGCUAAAAGCUUCAUCUGCGAGAAGUGGCUACAACUUGCUGGUCCUCAUCACUGUUUCGUUGCAAGUUCUUGUCACGCGUUUCGACAAUGAUGCCAAAGUUAUGCAGUUGUUGGGCGCGGCAGAUGCUGGCAGCAUGGUCCAGGAUGCAACCGCUCACCCCGCAGCAUGCAGUGUGUCAGCACAAGGAUGGCGCAUUGCAGUGUAUCUGUACAGUAGCAUCCUUGCGAUCCUGGAUCUCACAGGCCUUGAAGCAGCAUUUGACCAUGGCGGAGUAGUUGAUUUGAAGUCCGCCAACAAGAUGUUCUAUGUUGAUAUGAGCGAGCAGAUCGCAUGUUUGGACUUCUUGCUCUCAGAUGAAGAUUCGGAUGGUCCCAGUGAACGUGCAACCCUGGUUGCUUUGCAUGCGCGAGAGGAUAGCUACGGUGGUUGGGAGGACGGGCCGAAGGUGCUUUGCAUCCAUUGCAUCGACCUCCACAAAAAGAGCUCCAAGGCAGCAGCCAAGCCAGAGCUUCCAUUUGCUCGGGGCCUUGCGAAUGUGCCUGGCAGGCAGUACGUCGACGCAACCCUAAUGGCAUGUGUUCCACCAAACACAGCGGGUGAGUGGGCAGCACAAGGCGCUGUCCUUGUUGUGGGCGCUGGCUUUGUGCGCCUCUAUGACCCCAAGCUGCAGCCCUUGAGCUCCCUGCGCGGAAUACAGGGCACUCGGAGUCCUGAGCUCAUCGUUCAGUGCCUGGGCAUCAGCGCACCGGCGUCCGGGAUUGGCACUUGGAAGUAUGGCGAGUAUGCCUUCAUUGGGUCUCGGGUCACCGAUUCUGAAGUGCUUCAUCUGUGGGAGCCCAAGGCAGAGGCACCAGCGACAACGAGCACCACAGGGCAGCCGAGACCGACCUUGGCAGAUGCCUUCGAGGUCACCGACCGCUGGACAAACCUCGGGCCUAUCACUGACUUUUGCACCAAGGAGGAUACCGACGGCCUGACUAACCAAAUCAUCACGUGCAGUGGCGCCGGUGAGAAGAGUGGCUCUUUGCGUUUCAUCGAGAUGGGCAUUCCCGUUGAAGAGUUGGGAAGUUCAGAAGGCUUCGGCAACGUGCUUGGCAUGUGGGCACUGGGUUCGCACUUCCUGGUGCUCACCCGCUCCAAUAGUACUGAAGUCCUACGUAUUUCAGAAUGUCAGAGUGGCGAUGGAGAUUUCUCCCUGGAAGUUUGGGCGAAGACAGCUGGCCUCCAAUUAGAGGAGGAGACUCUGCUUUGUUGCGGUGUUUGCGACAGAGUCGUGAUACAAGUGACCCAAUCUGGUGUGUGGGCUAUGAACUCAGAGAACCUCGCGCCGGUUUCUGAGUGGACAGCCGGCGCGCCUUUCCUGACAGCUUCCGAGAUGAGAGGUGGACAAGGUGUGAUGCUUGCAACGCAGAAAGGAGAUGUCUAUGCCAUAGAUUUCCAAGAAGGCUCACAGCGCCUGAUCAGUGCGGGGGAAUGGCAACUGCGAAGUGAACCUAGCUGCUUGGCAGCUACAACACCAUGGUGUGCUGCCGGGCUUUGGAGUGAUGAGCUUGUCAUUUGGGAACGCAAGAAGGACUUUUGGCAGUCCCUGACCUUGCCAACUCUUCCCCGGUCCUUGGCAUUUCUUCGGUUCUCGGCAGCCCAUGAGCCAGAGCUUAGGCUAUUCGCGGGACUUUGCGAUGGACGUGUGUCGGUUGUAACGGUGGACGGUGCAUGGAGACUGCAGCAUACUGUUGCAGUUGGAUUGCAGCCUGUGCAGCUGCUGCCUUUUCCUGGUGCUGCAGAUGUGGAGACUGACAUGGGACCCAAGCUACCAUGGGGUCAACCCUGCGAAGGUGCACAGGAGCAAGACCGUUUGCUUGCUAUCAGCGGAAAGGGUAGCAUACUGCAGGCUCAAUCCCAGCGUGUCCUCCGCUGGCAGAUAUGCCUUCCAAGCAUGUCUCAUGCUGCCUUUUUCUCUCACGGCUUUGGCUGCAUCCAACACUGUAUGGCUUUUAUUAGUCAUGAGCGGUUGCUGCUCGCACUGCUGCGGCUUGGUCAGCGAAUAGAUGUGCGAACUGUCCCGCUGCCGCAGGCACCCCGCAGGAUUUGCUACCAUACUGGGAGCCGAAUCUGCGUGGUUGGUUGCUCCGACCUGCCCUCCAUAUCCACUCCAGACAUGCCGAGAACCAGAUCCAGAGCCAACGUGCAAUUUGUCCACUCCGAAACCACAGACUUGCUGGGCACAAUGACCUUAGGGCAGGAUGAGAUGGUGGCAUCGGUCGUUGCGGUGACAUUUGCCGGGGACUGUACUGAAUACAUAGCAGUUGGUACAGCGAUCGUGUUGGACAACGAGCCAGAGCCCUCACGGGGGCAGGUUCUGUUGCUAGCGCUUCGGGGCGAUACCUCUGUACAGACUGCCAAGUGCGGUUUGGACGAGGAGCCACCCUUCCGGCUGGUGUGCACCUUGGAGGUGCCUGGUGCUGUCUACACGCUUGUGGCCUUUCAACAAAUGCUGUUGGGUGCAGUGAACAACCGACUGCAGCUUUGGAAUUUAAAAAGCGGGCAGCUGGUCGAGGUGUGCAGAUACAGCGCGGGCGUCAUUGUUUUGGAUGUCCAAGUCAUGGGUUCCCACAUCCUGGUCGGCGACAUUAUGCGCUCCGUGAAUCUGUUCCGCUUCGAGGACUCAUCUUUGAAAAUGGUCGCGUAUGAUGAGAUCUCGGCCUGGUCAACAUCUGUGGACAUGCUGUCUGACAACCACUUCCUGUGUGCAGAUGAUGGCGGCAAUUUGCUGGCACUCUCGAGGGGCGAGCUGACGGCCUCCGUGGGAGAUGUGAGAAUACUGGAAAGAGUUGGGCGGAUCCACACCGGUGAGUUCAUGAAUCGAUUUCGCCCGGGAUUCUUUGCCUUGCGAGUAAACGAGCCGCGGGUCAAGACCACAAUUUGGGCCAGUGCAUCUGGUGCCUUUGGAGUUAUUGUGCCAGUGAAUUGCGAGAAGACCUUCAUGCGACUGUUGAUGCUGCAGGACUGCAUCAGACGCGAGCUUGUACCAAUGUUGACCCACAGCACGUUGAGAGACACUCUGCAGUGCAGACCCGCAUUGUGUGCAAAAGAUUGUCAACUGUUUUUUUAAAAGCUCGCUCCCCCCCUCCCUACUCAAUUAAGUAGGCGCGUACUUCAUUAAGUAAGCUAGUACCUUACUUCAGCUACUAGCAUGGACACAGGAUAGAUCACACUUCUUCAAGGAAGCUCCCCCUAGAAGCGCUCCCACUAUAAAUCUAGGGAAACUUAAGUUCCCCAUACUGUGUUAUUGUACAAGUAUACACUUUACACUUUGCCAAGUACUUUGCCAUUUUUGCCAACGUAUGUUGACAUAUGCUUCAUACAGUAAGUACUGUGUACAGUGUAGCGACCAUGUUUGAGGCCUUUUGCUUCACUGUGACUCAGGGUGGCACUGAAUAUGGAGGCUUUCUCAAUGGCGACCUUUUGGAGCGUUUCCUCGACAUACCAGAGGGAAAGCAAAAGGUCUUGGCAUUGGAAGUCGCAGACGCAGGCUUGACUACCAGUGAAAACCCAGUCCUGGAACUCAUCCAAGAUGUGGAGGGACUCUCUCAGAUGUAUUGAUUGUCAUGAGUCAUGAUUGUUCGUGAAAGUCAGCCAAAGUCUCGCUGACUUUGAUGAUGCAAUUAUGUGACAUAAAAA
This is a messenger RNA of Durusdinium trenchii, 3919 nucleotides long. Lineage: Eukaryota; Dinophyceae; Suessiales; Symbiodiniaceae. The record is from the annotation of a GenBank genome assembly.